AUGCCCGCCUCCCUCCCAAUCAAUGAUGCCGCCAUCUUUCCAAUUGGGCGCCAAUCAACUCGCGCGCUGGAACCACUAAGCGCCCAAGAACUCAUUAACUGCACCCGACUCAAAAAUGUAUCAACAAGCGGGCUAGGCCUCUUCAACGGCAGACCACCUCACAUCAUCUCUCCUUACGCGGCCAACCAACCGCGUAAGCCUCUGCCACCGCCGUCCGCCCAUCGAUACCACCUCAAACAAUACACUCCAUCAACCCCGCCCACAAUAAAAAUCAAGAGCAAGAAACCAACAAACGCCCAAUGGGCUAUGACAUCCCGUGGCAUUCCUAGAUCCAUGGAACCACGCGGCGAAGCUCGUGCUCGUCCAAACAUCUCGAUGCCCGGAAGCACCUCCUCCCCAACCCAAGAAUCAGAACCAAUCAACGAUGAUGAUCGACCUCAUUUCCCUGAGCCACAGGAAGUCAACGUGUACAAGCGCCUGAACAACCAACCAACCUAUAUUUGA
Messenger RNA from Coprinopsis cinerea okayama7#130, 504 nucleotides. RefSeq lists its product as hypothetical. The transcript is spliced from 5 exons. The coding region runs from base 1 to 504 and encodes 167 amino acids. The record is from RefSeq and is a predicted model, not a curated record. NCBI's taxonomy places the organism in Eukaryota, Fungi, Basidiomycota, Agaricomycetes, Agaricales, Psathyrellaceae.